Messenger RNA from Canariomyces notabilis, 1137 nucleotides. Its product is annotated as DUF1751-domain-containing protein. The coding region runs from base 1 to 1137 and encodes 378 amino acids. The record is from RefSeq and is a predicted model, not a curated record. The transcript has 2 exons. Lineage: Eukaryota; Fungi; Ascomycota; Sordariomycetes; Sordariales; Chaetomiaceae. Gene Ontology annotation, cellular component: Golgi apparatus; membrane. Gene Ontology annotation, biological process: retrograde vesicle-mediated transport, Golgi to endoplasmic reticulum.
AUGCCACCGCGAAUAAACCUUCCGCCAGUAACGCGGAUCGCUCUCAUCAUAUUGCUGGCACAAUCCGUGCUGAGUGCGGCAAUCCGCUACCGUCAAUGGACCGCCGAUUCCGAGAUUGUCAUACCCUACUUGACUCUUAUUCCGCAACUCUCCCUCGUCUACCCAUGGACCUUCCUUACCACGACGCUGGUGGAGAGCAACAUCUUCACUCUUUCGAUUGCCGCCCUUACCCUUUAUCAUGGCGGCCGCUACCUGGAGCGCGCUUGGUCCUCGCGUGAGCUCGCCAAGUUCCUCGUCGUGACAUCUCUCCUGCCGAAUCUGCUUUGCUUUGGCACCUUAGUCCUAUUGUUCGCCCUGACACGGCACGAACGCUGGACGUUGGUUACCAUCGCCGGCACCAUUCCGCUACAAAUCUCGUUCCUCGUCGCCUUUAGCCAGCUGGUUCCAGCACACACCGUGACGCUCUUCAGGGGCCUGCUCUCGCUACGAGUCCCUCGCUUCCCACUCCUCUACAUUGGCCUUGUAGCGCUGCUCUGCCUCACACCGAUGCUCACUAGCGCCUCCUUGUUCCUCGCCAUCUAUGGGUUCCUUGUCAGCUGGACCUACUUGCGCUUCUACAAGGCCGUCUUUCCCGACCUCGACAGCUCCCAGUCGAGCUCCCUGCGCGGAGACGCCAGCGAGACGUUCGCCAUUGCGGAAUUCUUCCCUGGCCCUGUCCGACCCGUUGUCACCUCUAUUUCAACCCAAGUCUUCAACAUGCUUGUGGCCAUGCGGUUGUGCGUGCCCUUUAGCGCAGCUAAUAUUUCAGUCGCCCGCGGCGACCAUCACCACACCUUUUCGCAUCGCGGUGCGCCUGGAAGCGCUCGUGCCGAGGCCGAGCGGAGGAGAGCACUUGCCCUGAGGGCGCUCGAUCAGCGUCUCCACGCGGCCACGGCAAAUGCUGCUACUCGGGCUCAAAACGCGCCUGUACCACCCGCCGUGGCCCCUCCUAUCCCAUCUGCUACGGGGCCUACCGUGCAGAGCCAGCCGCAGGCCCACGGGCACAACGCCAUGACGGCGCAGGCGGACGGCGGUAGCGGAUUACUGGGUCAGACCAACUACAACCCCGACGGAGAUGGGGAUAGGAAUGGCCCCUGA